This is a messenger RNA of Talaromyces amestolkiae, 3192 nucleotides long. RefSeq lists its product as uncharacterized. The transcript has 2 exons. Gene Ontology annotation, cellular component: 90S preribosome; nucleolus. NCBI's taxonomy places the organism in Eukaryota, Fungi, Ascomycota, Eurotiomycetes, Eurotiales, Trichocomaceae. The coding region runs from base 1 to 3192 and encodes 1063 amino acids. Gene Ontology annotation, molecular function: 18S rRNA cytidine N-acetyltransferase activity; tRNA binding; ATP binding. The record is from RefSeq and is a predicted model, not a curated record. Gene Ontology annotation, biological process: rRNA acetylation involved in maturation of SSU-rRNA.
AUGCCGCGCAAAGCCAUCGACUCGCGUAUCCCCGCGCUCAUUCGAAAUGGCAUUCAAGAGAAAAAACGAAGCUUCUUCGUCGUCGUCGGCGAUCGCGCCAAGGAAGCCAUCGUCAACCUCCACUGGAUAAUGUCCGGCGCAGACGUGAAGCAGAACAAAUCCGUGCUGUGGGCAUACAAGAAGGAUCUGAUCGGAUUCAGCAGUCACCGCAAGAAACGAGAAGCCAAGAUUAAAAAGGAAAUCAAACGGGGCAUUCGCGAACCGAACUCCGAGGACGCUUUUGAGUUGUUUAUCAGCUUGAAUCAGAUUCGAUAUGUAUACUAUAAAGAGACCGAGAAGAUUUUGGGUAAUACAUAUGGAAUGUGUAUUUUGCAAGAUUUUGAAGCUAUAACGCCGAACUUAUUGGCGAGGACGAUUGAGACGGUCGAGGGUGGUGGUAUUGUAUUGCUGCUAUUGAAGGGAAUGAAGAGUUUGAAGCAGUUAUAUACACUGUCGAUGGAUAUCCAUUCGCGGUACCGAACGGAAGCCCAUGACGACGUUGUCGCGCGAUUCAAUGAACGUUUCAUUUUGUCACUGGGAAGCUGUGAUUCGUGCCUUGUGGUGGACGAUGAACUGAAUGUUCUUCCUAUCUCAGGCGGAAAGAAUGUAGCACCUCUCCCGCCGCCAAACCCUACCGAGGACAGCAAAUCACCGGCGCAGAAGGAAUUACAGGAAAUCAAAGACAGUUUAGCAGACUCCCAGCCGGUGGGAUCGUUAGUUACACUCGCCAAAACCGUUGAUCAAGCGAAAGCUUUGCUCACUUUCGUCGAUGCUAUUGCCGAGAAAACACUACGGAGCACUGUUACCCUUACUGCUGGUCGUGGUCGAGGAAAGUCCGCCGCUUUGGGUGUUGCUAUAGCUGCUGCUGUCGCCCAUGGUUAUAGCAACAUCUUCAUCACAUCCCCCAGCCCAGAAAACUUGAAGACUCUGUUCGAGUUUGUGUUCAAGGGCUUUGACGCUUUGGGAUACUUGGAUCAUGUUGACUAUACCAUUCUUCAGUCGACGAAUCCAGCCUUCAAUAAAGCUAUUGUUCGUGUCAACAUUCAUCGAAACCAUCGCCAGACCAUUCAGUACAUCCAACCUCAAGAUGCUUAUGCUCUUGGACAAGCCGAACUUCUGGUCAUCGAUGAAGCUGCUGCAAUUCCUCUUCCUCUCGUACGAAAGCUUAUGGGGCCGUAUUUGGUGUUCAUGGCCUCAACAAUUAAUGGUUACGAGGGCACUGGUCGAUCACUGUCCUUGAAACUCAUUCAACAGCUUCGCGAGCAGAGCCGUGGAGCCAGUCUCAAAGAUGCCGAUACCGAUAUCGCCGAUCGCUCAACAGGAAAGUCAACAAAGAAUUCCGAGAAAGGUCUCAUCGGAAGCAGAACCUUGAGAGAGGUUACUUUAUCCGAACCAAUCCGUUACGCCGCGGGUGAUUCUGUGGAAAAGUGGCUUAACAAAGUCUUGUGCCUGGACGCUACUCUUCCAAAGUCGAAGAUGAACACUCAAGGAUGCCCGUAUCCAUCUCAGUGUGAGCUGUUGCACGUCAACCGUGAUACACUUUUCUCUUUCCAUCCCGUCUCUGAAAAAUUCCUCCAACAGAUGAUGGCCCUAUAUGUGGCUAGUCACUACAAAAACUCGCCAAACGAUCUUCAGCUCAUGAGUGAUGCACCUGCCCACCAGCUUUUUGUUCUGGUUCCUCCCAUCGACGAAGAAGCUACAAAGCUUCCAGAGCCGUUGUGUGUCAUCCAGGUUGCCCUCGAAGGUCGUAUCAGUCGGGAGAGCGUCAUGAACAGUCUCAGCCGUGGUCAACGUGCUGGCGGUGAUCUUAUCCCAUGGCUCGUCAGUCAGCAAUUCCAGGACGAAGAUUUUGCCGGAUUAUCAGGAGCCCGCGUUGUUCGCAUAGCCACGAAUCCCGAAUACUUGAACAUGGGAUACGGAUCACGAGCUUUGGAACUUCUUGUUGAUUUCUAUGAGGGCAAGUUCGCAAAUCUCUCUGAGGAUGCUUCGUAUGCUGCAGAAGAAAUGGUUCGAGUUACAGAUGAUCAACUCGAGAAUGCCAAUCUAUUGGAUGAUGAUAUCCACGUCCGAGACAUUCGCUCCAUGCCUCCCUUGUUCGGUAAAUUGUCCGAGAAACGGCCCGACACACUCGACUACGUCGGCGUCAGUUAUGGAUUGACCCCAUCGCUACACAAAUUCUGGAAGCGUUCAUCCUUCAAUCCAGUCUAUCUCCGCCAGACCGCAAAUGAGCUUACAGGCGAACACUCAUGUGUUAUGCUCCGAGCAUUGGCUGCAGGAUCUAACGACAUCAGCUGGCUCAGCGCAUAUACCAGAGAUUUCCACAAACGUUUCCUCUCUCUCCUAUCCUACCAAUUCAAAGAGUUCCCGUCUGUUCUGUCGCUUAGUAUCUGCGAGUCUGCCACCGCUGGAUCUAAGCUAGACCCCUCAUUCUCGCCCUCGCCCUUGACAAAGGCUGUCCUCGACGCCGCCUUCUCUCCGUUCGAUCUUAAGCGUCUCGACAGCUACGCAAACAACAUGCUCGACUACCACGUCAUCUUGGACAUGGUCCCCAUCGUUGCUCAAUUCUAUUUCCUCGGUAGCCUCCAAGGCAAAGUCAAUUUGUCGGGUGUUCAACAAUGCAUCCUGCUCGCGGUCGGUCUCCAGCGAAAGAACAUUGACGAGUUGGAGAAAGAAUUGAAUCUCCCUUCGUCUCAGCUCUUGGCUAUGUUCAUCAAAAUCGUCAGGAAGAUCUCUACUCAUUUCCGUGGAUUACUCGAAGGCGCCGUCGCUGCAACACUGCCAGAAAACUUGAAUACCGUUGACGUUUCCGGUGCCCAUGACGAUGUCGUCGUUGACAGAUUCCAGCCGCUCGAGACUGGCCUUGAGGAGGAAUUGCGUGAAGGCGGAGAACAGAUCGACAAAGAAAUGAGGGAGAAACAACGAGCAUUGAUUGAUGCCCUUCCGCUUGACAAAUACGAGAUCAAUAACGGAACAGCCGGUUGGGAAGAGGCCGAAAAACAGAUUCGAAAAGGCGGUGCAGCUACUGUGAGCGUCAAAAGCACCAAGACUUCUAAGCGCAAGGCUGGCGAAUCUGCACGAGAAAUUUAUGAGCAAGAGAUCGAUUCCAAGAUUCAAAAGAAGAUCAAGAAAGGGACAGAGGGGAAAAGGAAGUGA